Messenger RNA from Stomoxys calcitrans (stable fly), 4862 nucleotides. It is a transcript of the gene DAAM, whose product is annotated as disheveled-associated activator of morphogenesis 1. Gene Ontology annotation, biological process: positive regulation of actin filament polymerization; actin cytoskeleton organization. Gene Ontology annotation, molecular function: actin binding; small GTPase binding. Bases 242 to 4207 code for a protein of 1321 amino acids. NCBI's taxonomy places the organism in Eukaryota, Metazoa, Arthropoda, Insecta, Diptera, Muscidae. The record is from RefSeq and is a predicted model, not a curated record. The transcript is spliced from 11 exons.
AAAAAUUCAGAAAAAAACUGUUUAGUGUAAAAAAUGAAAACAUGAAACUUAAAAUUUCUUAGAAAUGUUUGGAAUUUGUGUUUAAUGUUUAUCAACAUUAACUUCUCUGAAAAAAGAAACUUUCCCAAUUGCUAAGUGUCAUUUGUGAUUUUUUCCAAGCCUCACAUAUAUUCUUCUCAGCGGAUUUGAAAUUCUUCACAUGUAUGUAAAACACCGGCAGAUUUAAAAAAAAGUCGCCAAAAUGUGUUCCAAAAAUCAAAUGUCAACAUUAAUGGAUAAAAUUAAUACGACUUUGCAGUCGUGUCCCACCAUUAGCAGUUGCACCAAUGAACCUGAUACAUUAAGUGCCAACAACGACUCACUACAAACCACCCCGGAUAGCACAUUGCAAAAACCAUCCAGUCUUCAGCAACAGCAAAAGCAGGCUCACAGCAGCCCCCACCAUCUACAUCCCCACAGUCAGCUGCACAAUUCCAACACAAAUAGUGCCACCAGCGACACAUCAUCAACAUCCUUUCACCAGCGUUUUGACUUCAGUCAAUUAAAAGCCCGUCUACCGGAACUAAAUUGUCUGCACAGUCUACAACGCUAUUGGCAACAUAACGGCGGUGGAGGCGUUGCUGACGCCAACGAUCCGGCUUCAGGGGCAAAAGAUGAAGGUGGCAACUCCUUUUAUGCAAAUAAUAUUUUAGGCUACACUUUUGGUUACACCUUCAGCGGUAAAGAUUCCAACAAAAGUGAAGCUGCCCGCGAGACGCCACUGCAAAAGUUCUAUCGUCAUCAGCAGCAAAAGAAAAUGCCAGCCUUCCGUGGUAGACGUGGCUGGUGUGGGUGCUUUCAGGAUGACGAACCACCUGAGAUUUGUGUGGUGGAGGGGGCUUUCACGCUACAAACCCUGACACCCACACAACCCAUGCCCUCAGUGGAUGAAUUGGAUACCAAAUUUGCAGAAUUAGUGGAAGAACUUGACCUGACAGCCCCCAACAAGGAGGCCAUGUUGAGUCUUCCUCCCCAAAAGAAGUGGCAAAUUUAUUGUUCGCGCAAAUCACCCCUAGAUACCAUCGAUGGCCAGCCGGCCAGCAAUACUUCGCAACCUCCCACAGCAGAGAACUAUGUAGAACGUCUCAAAGACCUAAGUCUGCAUAUUUCCAUCAGUCCAGAAGAUUCACCGUGCCAUGAAUACAAUGCUCGCAUCGAGAGCCAUACACAUUUCCUGGAUGCUUUGAAGACAGCACUAAGAACAUCCACUCAUAGUUUUGUGUUGCGCUUUGUGGAAUUCGAGGGUCUGCCAGCUUUGCUGAAUCUCUUGGAGAAAAUGGACAUAAGGGUGGCGAAUAGCCCCUUGCAUACUAGUCUCAUAGGCUGCAUCAAGGCUUUGAUGAAUAAUUCGACGGGUCGUGCCCACGUGUUGGCCCAUCCCACCUCGAUAGACAUCAUAGCCCGUUCUUUGGCUGCCGAUAAUAUUAAAACCAAAGUUGCUGCCUUGGAGAUUUUGGGUGCCGUGUGUCUGGUGCCCGGUGGUCAUCGCAAAGUUUUGCAGGCCAUGUUAAACUUCCAGGAAUUUGCUGCGGAGCGCACACGCUUCCAAAGCAUAGUCAAUGAUUUGGAUCGCUCAACGGGUGCCUAUAGGGAUGAUGUUAAUCUGAAAACUGCCAUCAUGUCCUUUAUCAAUGCGGUUUUAAACUAUGGACCUGGUCAGGAAAAUCUGGAUUUCCGUUUACAUUUACGCUAUGAGUUCUUAAUGUUGGGCAUACAACCCAUCAUCGACAAGCUGCGCAAGCAUGAAAAUGAAACCUUGGACAGGCAUUUGGACUUUUUUGAAAUGGUUCGUGCCGAAGAUGAAAAGGAAUUGGCCCGCAAAUUCGAUCAUGAGCAUGUGGAUACCAAGAGCGCCACCACCAUGUUUGACUUCCUCAGACGUAAACUAAGUCAUUCGCCAGCCUAUCCUCAUUUGAUUUCCCUGCUGCAGCAUAUGCUUUUGCUGCCUUAUACUGGCCACUGUACCCAGCAUUGGCUUAUGUUUGAUCGAGUGGUCCAGCAAAUUGUUUUACAAACUGAGGGACGACCCCGAAGUGACAUUGACACCGAUGACCCCAACAAAGAAAAAGAGGCGGUCUCCCCUGUCCAUGAUCCCGAUGUGGCUCCUUUGGAAAUAAAUGUUUCCAAAUUAGUUCACCUGUUGGUCAAGGAGGAAGAAUUGACACAAGCUCGCAAGCGAGCUGAUGAAUUAGAGAAGGAGAACUUUGAUAUACAAUCACGUCUAGCCAAAAAGGAACAAGAAUUAGAUUUGCGCAUGCAGGAAAAGGAAGAUCUUGAGACCAGUUUAGCACGCAUGCGUGAACGUUUGGAGAAAGAAUCCUCAAAUCAUUCUCAGGCUGUGCAAAGAGCACAAACGGCCGAAAUGAAAUUGGAAGAUAUGCAACACAAACUGAUGACAGAACAACAGGAAAGAGCUCGCCUGGAACGUUUGGUGACCGAAGGUAGUAUACCCGAUGAUCAAAAGGUGGCUGGAUUGACGGGUUGUAAUGGUCCACCAGAGCCAAUGAAGAUAGUGCCUCCUCCACCACCGCCUAUGCAAAUGGCUGCGCCACCACCACCUCCACCAUGUCCGGGACCACCGCCACCACCUUGCCCAGGACCACCACCUCCACCAGUAAUGACUCCAGCAAUGGCACCUCCUGCACCCAAAGCCGAAGUUCCCAAAAAGAAUGUGCCACAACCUGCAAAUCCUUUGAAGAGUUUCAACUGGUCAAAAUUACCCGAUGCCAAAGUUCAAGGUACUGUCUGGAGUGAAUUGGAUGAAUCAAAAUGGUACAAUAACAUUGAGCUUGAAUCCAUUGAUAAACUUUUCUCAGCCUAUCAAAAGAAUGGGGUAUCACAAGUGGCUGAUGGCUCCAUUGAAGAUUUGCGCCUUAUGGGCAGUAAACCACGCAAUAAGAUUUUAUCUGUUAUAGAUGGUCGCAGAGCACAAAAUUGUACUAUUCUCUUGAGUAAACUCAAGAUGACGGAUGAAGAAAUAUCCAAAGCCAUUCUCUCUAUGGAUUGCAAUGAACAAUUGGCCUUGGAUAUGGUAGAACAAUUGUUAAAAUUCACCCCCUCAGCAGAAGAAAGAGCUUUAUUGGAUGAACAUAGCGAAGAUAUAGACUCUUUGGCUAGAGCCGAUCGUUUCUUAUAUGAAAUUUCAAAAAUACCUCAUUAUGAGCAACGUUUGAAGAGUCUACACUACAAGAAACGUUUUAUGAUUACUGUAAAUGAUUUAAUACCACGCAUAACCAGUGUUAUGGAAGCCUCUCGUGAAGUGGCACGCUCAAGGCGUUUAAGAAAACUUUUGGAAUUGGUUUUGGCCUUAGGCAAUUACAUGAAUCGUGGCGCCCGAGGCAAUGCUUCCGGCUUCCGUUUGGCUUCUCUCAAUCGUUUGGCCGACACCAAGUCAAGUGCGGCCAAAGGCACUACAUUACUUCAUUUCUUGGUGCAGGUUAUCGAUAAGAAAUUCCGCGAUCUACUUAAACUGGAAGAAGACAUACCUCAUGUGCGCGAAGCUUCCAAGGUUUCAUUGGGUGAAAUGGACAAAGAUAUACAAAUGCUGCGCACCGGUUUGGCAGAUGUGGCUCGUGAAAUAGAAUUCCAUCGUUCUUCGGGACCCGCCCAACAGGGCGAUCGCUUUUUGCCGGUCAUGCGUGAAUUCCAUGCCCAGGCUUCGGUUCGCUUCGCAGAAUUGGAAGAUAAAUUCCAAGAUAUGAAGACACGAUUUGAUAGAGCUGUACGCUUAUUUGGUGAAGAUGGCUCGGUCUUACAACCCGAUGAAUUCUUUGGCAUUUUCGAUGCCUUCCUUACCGCCUUCAAUGAGGCCAAACAGGAUAAUGAGAAUUUGCGCAAACGCCAAGAGGAAGAGGAAAAGCGUGCCAAGCAAGAUGCUGAGUUGAAAAAGCGCACCAUAGAACGUAAAAAUAAAGAGGGCCUAAUGUCUUCGGUUGCUAGAAAUUUGGGUUUGAAAUCAGCCAAUGGUCCCAGCAGCCCUGCCAAAGGUGAUAAUAAAGGAGAAUUUGAUGAUUUAAUUUCGGCUUUGAGAACGGGAGAUGUGUUCGGUGAAGAUAUGGCCAAAUUUAAGAGGUCACGAAAGACUCGCCUAAGCAAUGGAAGUACUUCACCACCAAGACAUGGAGUACAUAGAGAGGAGAGUAGAGAACGUACAGUGAGAAGGCAGUGAAUGCCAAUUGACUAGUGAAUAACUUAAAGUGAACAAACUUUUCUCAUUUACUAUUGAAUGAUGGAUGAUACAGUUUAGGCUAGGGGGAAAAUCGAGAGAAAGAGAAAGUUGGUAUUGAUAAAAUAACUUUGAAAGGGAAAUCGAAGGACGCACACGUAGUUCAGAAAGUUAAAUGAAGGAAAUAUUAAAGACUCAGAAAAAAAUAAAAAUGCGAAUAACAGGGAAAAAAAGGCAAAAAUACUUAAAUGAUCUGGGAGCAUAAGAGUUUCGAAAGCUGAAUAGACAUUUUCGACCAAAUGCCGACGAGAUGUUAUGGUUAAGGACAAUAUAAGAUUUGAAAGAUGCUAAGAACAGAUGGAAAAAAGUCAAAAAUACUAAGAUUGUCUGGGAGAAUAGGAGUAUCAAAAGCUGAAUAGAAAUUUCCAACCAAAUGCCGAUGGGAUUUAGGACAAGAUAAGAUUUGAAAAGAGAACAUAUCUUGAUAUUGUUGAAUAUUUUUACAUUUCGAUCAUUUCAACCACAUAUUUUUCGUGAGUUUGCUUUAUAAUGGGAAAUUUUGCAGUUUAGAAUAUACAACAGAGAGCGGUUUAUUGGGAAAAUGUAUAUUUAAAGGAGAGGUAACUAAUUUUGUAGAGACGUUAAUUCAACUUUGCUU